AUGUAUAAGCUGGUCUCCUGCUGUUUGCUUUUCAUAGGAUGCUUAAAUCCUCUCUGGUCUCUUCCUGUCCUUGACUCCAGGGAAGAGCCCCUGCAGCUCUCAGCACCUGAAGAUGUCGAAUCAACUUUGGAUGAGCUGGAAAGAGCUUCCCUUCUGCAGAUGCUGCCAGAGAUGUCAGGUGCAGAGACAGGAGAUGGUCUUAGGGAAGCAGAUCUCGGUACCAACAUUUUUUACCCAAGAGGAAGUGUGAGAAAAUUUCAGGCUUUCUCAGGACAAGAUCCUAACAUUUUACUGAGCCACCUUUUAGCCAGAAUCAGGAAGCCAUACAAGAAACGUGGAACUCCCUCGGAAUGCUUCUGGAAGUACUGUGUCUGAAGUGACAUGAACAUCUACUAGGCAACACAAAACCAACCAUCUCAGAAAGAGUCAAAUAAAAACGCUUGAUUUGAAAGCAGUAUAGAUGAAAAACUAGGCAAGCUAUACCCUGUUCAUUAUUAUUUGGAAAAUAAAUCCUCUAUGUUUUACAAAUAUCAUGAGUGGUUCUUUUACUUAUAAACAUAUCCUGAAAAUCUAUCCUUGAAUUUAUCUUUAAAGAAUUAUCUAAAAGUUUAAAAGUAAACAAAUAAAUGAAAAGAAGCAAAUACUAAGAAGAAAAAAAUCAUAAAAGUAAAUUUUAGUUAAAACAGUAAAACUACAAAUCAUUUAACCUACAUUAUCUUAGCGAUGAUGUCCUCUCAACCCUUAAAAAUAACAACCUGAGUUAUUACUUAAAAAAAAAAAAAAUCAGUAUCUUAGCUUGGAAAAGCGUCCGAAGUGAAAGAUGCCUAAAGUUAAGGGCUGGGAAGUCUGAAUUCUUUGUUUUUGAAGGAGGGCGUCCACACACUCCGAUCCCCUCUCCCUUAGUUAACCUAAGUACUGAACACUUGAAAACUUUAAUCUCUUAACACUGAAGCUUGUUUGAUGUCAGUUUCUGUGAGCUCAAGGAGCACAGUACUAGAAAAAUUCCUUAUCUGUUUCUUAGAGAAGAAACUUGAGGUGGGAUUUAAGAUUGUGGAAUGGAAAUAUAGCCUGGUUUGUUAAUUUUUAAAAAGCAUGUGUGUGUGUGCACAUACUAACUUAUCCUCUUAAUACAUCUAUACCAUCGUAGCUUAUCUAUGUAUAGAGUAUGGAGCUGAGACCCGCGAGCUCCACGCAGCUCCCAGCACGGCCCAUGCCCGCGGGAGAGCACUUCUCAAGGGAAACCCAGGCUCCCCUUCUCGGCUCUGUAGCCAAUCACACCCCCAACUCAGGAGGAAUGAAGGGUCAGGUCCGCACCAAACAGCCACAUAAUCGGUAUUGACCUUGUCAACCACCAUCCAAAAUCUCUUUAGAGCGCAGGUCUGAUAAAUCUUCCCUUUCCUCGUCUAAGACAUCAAGAACAAAUCUGUAGGCAAGUUGUUUCUAGCUUGAAGGAUGGACGCGUCAUCUCAGGAACAUGCUGACAUGUGGCUGUGAGGAUGCUGUGACAUCGCUCGCUGCUGAACUUCAACUGAAUCCAGUUCCCUAACACAGGACUCUGGCCGCACAAGUGCCAGUAUGUUUAUGACACCAGCAAGCGCUUAGGGUGGACUCCAUCGCCGUAGAAUCCCAAAUCCCUCCCGUUUUGUGAUACUAGGGCAGCUGCUCUUACAGCCGGGGCUCUGGCGUCAAGUCAUUGCUCCCACCCAGCUGUGAGCCCCCAGCCGGGCCAUCCAGCUCUCUGCACCCCCGUGUCCUUCUCUGUAAAAUGAGGGCAGCGACGCUGCUUAUUCCGUGGUUGUAUUAAAUGAGAUCAUUCAUGGGCAGCACCGGAACGGUCCCUGCGGGAGGAGUACACGUCCCAUCUACACUGAGCUCUCUUCCCUUCUUGGGUUGCUGUUGUUUUAAAUGACAGGAGGUGCAGGUGGUUUGAAAGGUGUAACAUUCAGCAAGUCAUGUUGGCUUCAGGAUUCCGAUUCAUAUUUUAAUUCCAAGGUUCUGUUGCUGCCAGUUCCACAGUCAGACUUUGUGAAACACAGGUUCACUCUACAGAAUCUGAAAGAGUAAUCUUGAUAACUAAAUUUUGUAAAUGAGGCAUUAAAAUUAGUAUUAAAGGGACUUCCCUUGUGGCGCAGUGGUUAAGAAUCCACCUGCCAACGCAGGGGACAUGGGUUCGAGCCCUGG
Messenger RNA from Aethalodelphis obliquidens (Pacific white-sided dolphin), 2181 nucleotides. RefSeq names its product urotensin 2 (gene UTS2). Gene Ontology annotation, molecular function: hormone activity. Gene Ontology annotation, cellular component: extracellular region. The record is from RefSeq and is a predicted model, not a curated record. Gene Ontology annotation, biological process: blood vessel diameter maintenance; regulation of blood pressure. The coding region runs from base 1 to 375 and encodes 124 amino acids. Lineage: Eukaryota; Metazoa; Chordata; Mammalia; Artiodactyla; Delphinidae. The transcript is spliced from 4 exons.